UUAGCUACCUGUGCAUGAUCGCUCUAUCAUGGUCCUCCCCAACCUUGUCAGAGUCUCCUCCACCGGAGGUCAUCUCUCUAAGGGAAGGAGACACAUCUCCAACACAUUUGGUUCAGCACAAGAGAAGGCCCCAAACACACACCUGCUAAAGAAAUCAUCUGUCGUACUUAGCAGCAUGGCCAUGGAGGCAAUGGUGGUUCUAUCACUGGGAACUCAGGUUUCGGGGGCUCCAGUACCUCUAUUGGCCAAUACCACAUCCUACAGGCCCCACCCCAUACACUGGAUUCCCGCUCUGGGCUGGAACAGAUGGUCCGCUCUGAGUCACCAGCUGUGGGUACUGGUGUGGUCACCACAUGAUUCUCACAGAACUACCUAGAAGGCGUUAUCAGGUAGAGGCAGUGGGGGUGAGGAGCUUUCAUAGAAAACCUUCUGUGAUGAAACACCACAAAACCAGAGUGAACAUGAGGUCACUGAGCCCACCCCACCUCCUUCGUCUCCUGGGGGCUAAAAGGGAGCAAGGAGAGCACACCAGCAGCUUCGACCUGGGCGGCCUUCCGAUGCAGCUGCUCCUGCUCCUGUUGGCCUUCUUCCUGCCCCCCGGGGCAGAGGCAGACGAGAUCAUCGGGGGCCAUGAGGCCAAGCCCCACUCCCGCCCCUACAUGGCCUUUCUUCAGAUCUGGGAUCAGGGAACUCAGAAGAGGUGUGGUGGUUUCCUGAUACGAGAAGACUUCGUGCUGACAGCUGCUCACUGUUGGGGAAGCUCCAUAAACGUCACCCUGGGGGCCCACAACAUCAAGAAGCAGGAGAAGGACCAGCAGGUCAUCCGUGUGAAAAGAGCCACCCCCCACCCAGCAUAUAGUUCUACCGACUACUCCAAUGACAUCAUGCUGCUGCAGCUGGAGAAAAAGGCCAGGCGGACGGCAGCUGUGAGACCCCUCAGGCUGCCCAGUAGCAAAGCCUGGGUGAGGCCAGGGAAGGAGUGCGCUGUGGCUGGCUGGGGCCGGACUUCCCCGGAGGGCAAAGUCUCAGACACACUGCAGGAGGUGGCGCUGACCGUGCAGCAGGACAAGACAUGCGAAUCGCUUUCUAAGCCCCCCAACAGUUACAAGAAGGCCAUCGAGAUUUGUGUGGGGGACCCAAAGAUAAAGAAGUCUUCCUUUAAGGGGGACUCUGGAGGCCCUCUCGUGUGUGACAAUGUGGCCCAGGGCAUCAUCUCCCAUGGAAAACGCAAUGGGAUGCCUCCACGUGUCUGUACCAGGGUCUCGAGUUUCCUACCCUGGAUAAAGAAAAUGAUGAAAAGCCGCUAACUGCAGGAAGCAGACUAAGCCCCCUCUGUGACUGACCAAGUUCUCUGGACCUGAGUCCACAUUUACACUGUGGGAGGGAGGUGCCAGCAGCUGAAUAAAUGCACCCUAGCUAA
Messenger RNA from Lemur catta (Ring-tailed lemur), 1420 nucleotides. RefSeq names its product granzyme B-like. Gene Ontology annotation, cellular component: intracellular membrane-bounded organelle; cytoplasm. Gene Ontology annotation, molecular function: serine-type endopeptidase activity. The record is from RefSeq and is a predicted model, not a curated record. NCBI's taxonomy places the organism in Eukaryota, Metazoa, Chordata, Mammalia, Primates, Lemuridae. Gene Ontology annotation, biological process: proteolysis.